This is a messenger RNA of Hordeum vulgare subsp. vulgare (domesticated barley), 1385 nucleotides long. RefSeq names its product ankyrin repeat and protein kinase domain-containing protein 1-like. Gene Ontology annotation, molecular function: protein binding. The record is from RefSeq and is a predicted model, not a curated record. The coding region runs from base 30 to 1007 and encodes 325 amino acids. The transcript is spliced from 9 exons. Lineage: Eukaryota; Viridiplantae; Streptophyta; Magnoliopsida; Poales; Poaceae.
CCCUCCUCUCGCUCCCCGACCGAUCCGCCAUGGCGGCGCCGCCGCAGCCACCUACCUUCCCCUCCGCUGCCGGUGUCGCGAGAGCCAUCUCUUCGAUGCAGGACACGCUCCUCGACGCGGCCUUCAAAGGCGACCUCCCCCUCCUCAAGAGGGUGGUGUGGGUGCUGGAUAACGGCAUGGGCUGCCCCAGGGAGGCGGUGGAGGCGGCGAGGACCGACGGCGGCUUUUCGGCGCUGCAGCUCGCCGCGGCCAACGAGCAGCUCGAGGUCUGCAGGUACCUGGCCGGGGUGCUGCGGGUCGAUGUCGAUGCUGCCGAUGACAAGGGUAGAACACCUCUUGUUUAUGCUGUGAUGAGUGAAAAGAUUGCUAUUGUCAAGUGUCUUCUUGAUCAUGGUGCUGAUCCCGACAAAGCUGAUGAGGCCGGGCUAACCCCUCUACAUUCUGCUGCUGGAAUAGGAGAUUGUGAAAUUAUAGAACUUUUGCUUGCAAAGGGAGCUUAUGUUGACCCAAUAGCUGAGGAGAUUGGGACACCGCUGCAUCUUGCUACUAAGGAACAACAAGUCGGUGCUAUGAAGACUUUAUUGAAGCAUAAUGCAUAUGAUGAAGAUGCGACUAUGGGGAAAAUAGCAAAGCUAAAGUCAUCUCCGAUUAAAGCAAUUGAGAAUAAAGAUUAUUUUUCUGCGACAAUGUGGUACACCAAGGUCAUAGAGCAUGACCCUAAUGAUGCAACCUUGUUCUCAAACAGGAGCCUCUGCUUGCUCCGCAUGGGUGACGGACAGAGGGCCUUGCUGGACGCUCUUGACUGCAGAGGAAUGCGGCCUGACUGGCCAAAGGCCUGCUACCGGCAGGGUGCAGCUUUGAUGUCACUGAAGGACUACAAGAACGCGUGCCAGGCCCUUCUUGAUGGACUCAAGUUGGACCCGGAGAAUGCCGAGGAGAUGGGAUGUGCAUUACGGGAAGCUAUGGAAUCUUUGAAGAUAUCGAAAGGCGACACCAAGGCAACAUGAGCUUGAGCUUGCACUUGUGCUGGAGAUAGAUGCAUGAAAACACCUCUCGUGAAAAAAGCCAUCCUCUUUUCAAGUCCUUCCCCGCCCGCAAAGUUUCUUUCGUGCACUAGUGUGGAGCCGCGCCCUCGAGAUGUUUGAGUAAUAACACCCUUAGAUGGAAGUGCAGUUUGUUAUCUUUACCGAGACAGGUCAUGUUGGUAGCAAAUGACUUGAAUUUUGGCUUGCUCUUAUACGCUAUCAUCUAUGCAUGUAUAUACGGAGGUAUGGAUCCCGGUGACGGUAUUAGAAGCUGACAUUUUAUACUCCCUUCAUCACAGUUUAGAAGGUGUGUAUGAACAAUCAAUCUCUAGGACCAAGGUGAAUCAUGAUUGGUUUUAA